AUGUAUCGAGGCAAGAAGAAGCAACGAGAAGUCAAAGAUCCCAUUCCAACUACACUUGAUGAAUUUGGCUAUGUUCUCAAGGAUAAUGGUGCUGUUCGUAGCAAAACCACAGAUCUCCUGGGUGAUGAAGUAGAAAGCAGAUUAAAACAAGCUCCUUAUCAUUUCCAAUCAGUGACUAUUCCUCUUGAAGCGGAUCCUGCAAAAAACGAUCCUCAUACCUUUUUUUAUAUGACACCAAAUGCUUUGACCACAACUGGUAAACUAUUACUUCUUAUACCUGGAACUGGGACAAGAAUCGGACAAUGGAGUCGACGUGUAUUAAGUGAAGAAUCGAUCCAGGCUGGAUCUAUGUUGAAUAUGGUGAAUAAGGCAAAAGAAUACGAUUAUGAAGUCAUCAUCUUCAAUCCAAAUACAAUUCUUUGGUACGAUAAUGCACCUCAGUAUCUGUCGCCAUUACAAAGUUCGAAAACAUGGUCAAGUAUUCCAGGAAAUGAAAGCCCUGAAAACCAUUGUCAAUAUGUAUUUCGCCAUUUUGUUAGUCAAACCCAAGCGGAAAAGAUAGGUAUAAUAGGGCUUGGAUGGGCUGGUCAUUGUUUUACAGAAUUGUUGAAUGAACAUUUUGAUAUAUUCAAAUCUAAGGUGGUUGGGGUAGCUUUGGCCAAUUCGAAUCAUUCAUCAAGACUUAUUCAUGGAGACGACAAACGUGCAUGGUUGGAUGAUCAUACUGUCAAUUGGAAUUUGAAUUCUAAUGAGAUUGCUGAAUCUGUUUUUGAUGCUGAAUUUGGAUGUAAAUGUAUUAAUUCAGAUGCUGAAUUACCUGACUACGUUUUAUGGCAAUGUACAGAUGACAUGAUGAAAUUUAUUUGUACCAAGAUGGGGGACAUGGAACAAGAAGCCGAAGAGAAUCAAGUGAUGAUAGUUUAG
Molecule: messenger RNA, 924 nt
Organism: Halteromyces radiatus
Lineage: Eukaryota; Fungi; Mucoromycota; Mucoromycetes; Mucorales; Cunninghamellaceae
Product: Arb2 domain-containing protein
Exons: 11
Coding region: 1-924 (307 amino acids)
Biological process (GO): regulatory ncRNA-mediated heterochromatin formation
Cellular component (GO): nucleus
Molecular function (GO): siRNA binding
Source: RefSeq, a predicted model, not a curated record